Messenger RNA from Acanthosepion pharaonis, 1116 nucleotides. The record is from the annotation of a GenBank genome assembly. NCBI's taxonomy places the organism in Eukaryota, Metazoa, Mollusca, Cephalopoda, Sepiida, Sepiidae.
AUGUUUAAAAUACCGGAUGAUGACGAUGAAGAUGAUGAAUUUUGGAAGGAUUUUCCUUUAGAAGAAUUUGAAAAUUUACCAGCAAACAAGGGUGAAAAGCGCCAAGGGUCACCAUUACAAAAAUCUCAAGAGGAAUACAAGAAACUGUGCACCAGGAAUAUAGAAAAUGUUCCUGUGAAUUCUGGUCUUUGCUCAAGCAUUUUGCUGCCAAUCUCUAAUGAUAAUUUGCCUCUACAGGAUGUUACCUUGCCUCAUUUGGCAGGAAUUUCUCAAAAACCAGGUUGUCACUCUGAAAAUUUGGCUACUUCACCUGGCACUCCUGAAAAUCAUUACACAAAGCAGCAACAACAAACACCUCAAAGUGACAGAUGUCCAAAACGUAAGUUUCCAGGACCUGCAGGGAUGCUUCCAAGGCUGGUCCCUGGACAAAAAUUAACAGAUACUGUGAUAAAAUUAGAUGGAAGAGGAGAUUCUCAAUUACAGAAGAAUGAAAAUUUGUUAUCUGCAAAUCCUGUUGAAAACUUUUUUGGUGAGAACCCUUGGUUAAAACUGGUUAGUGACUUGGGUGAAGAUUCUUCAAGAAUACUUAAUUCUUUCUCCAUAAAAGAACUACACCUUAAGGCCUGUAAGAAGCAGUUGCAUCAAGGAAAAGUUUUACUGCUGUUUGCCAUCUUAGAGACUGUUGACCUUUCAAGUAUAGAUGCUAGUGUUAGACUCCGGGACAGAACAGGUUCAAUCCAGGGUACAAUUCACAGAAACCUGGUUAAAGAAUAUGGGGAGCAUCUCCAACCUGGUACGGUGCUGGUGCUGAAGCAAGUGGGUGUCCUCAGUCCCAACCCGCGAACCCACUACCUUAAUAUUACAGCUAACAACCUAGUGUCUCUUUACAGCACCCUAGCCUCUGGUCAGGUAACAGUUUCUGCUGGUUGCUCCAGGAAUGGCGUCAGCGUAUCUGUCUCAGCAGGAGACAAAUAUCGUCUAAGGGCAGAUAAUUGCCCAAACACAAACAUCACUAACCCUACAACCACCAUUGAAGACACUUCAAACAUGUCUGAUAUUUGGCAAGAUGAAUUAACAGAUGACAUCCUGUCUCAACUGUCAGACGACCUUUUCUGA